Messenger RNA from Loa loa (African eye worm), 2295 nucleotides. RefSeq lists its product as hypothetical. Bases 1 to 2295 code for a protein of 764 amino acids. Gene Ontology annotation, cellular component: TORC1 complex; nucleus; TORC2 complex. Gene Ontology annotation, molecular function: protein serine/threonine kinase activity; protein binding. Lineage: Eukaryota; Metazoa; Nematoda; Chromadorea; Rhabditida; Onchocercidae. The transcript has 16 exons. Gene Ontology annotation, biological process: nuclear-transcribed mRNA catabolic process, nonsense-mediated decay; TOR signaling; negative regulation of macroautophagy. The record is from RefSeq and is a predicted model, not a curated record.
AUGUCGCUGAUGGAAGAGCAAAGUAGAAACCAUUUUGGGGUGUAUCGCAUUGUCGAGGACUUAUAUGAAAAAACAUGUGCUAGUGUACCUGUUACAGUAAAUGAAAAACAGUUUCAAGACACAUACCUUACGACUAUUGAAGAAGCCAUGCAAACCCUCCGAUUAAAUAAAUCAGACCCACGGCAGGCCUGGACUUCAUUCAAACUUGUGUAUCGCAUUGUCGAGGACUUAUAUGAAAAAACAUGUGCUAGUGUACCUGUUACAGUAAAUGAAAAACAGUUUCAAGACACAUACCUUACGACUAUUGAAGAAGCCAUGCAAACCCUCCGAUUAAAUAAAUCAGACCCACGGCAGGCCUGGACUUCAUUCAAACUUUUAUUGGGGCAGUUAAACCAGCGGGCAAACAGGCGAUCAUUUGUGUUUCUCCAAAUGGCUGAUAUUUCGCCUCGUCUUACUGCGUUAAAUAAAACACAUGUGCCACUUCCUGGGCAAGAACAUAAGAAUUUUUCCGAUGUUGUGAUGCUGGAAAGAAUUAGCAAGCAGACAGUAAUAUUGCCAACUAAAACGAGACCGAGAAAAGUUGUAUUUCAUGGAUCCGAUGGGAAAGAUUAUCCCUUCCUUUUCAAAGGACAGGAAGAUUUGCAUUUGGACGAACGCAUCAUGCAGUUAUUGCGUAUUUGUAAUUUGAUGCUGUCGACGAAGGAAACUGAUUGGCCAUCCUAUAUAGCCGAGAAUUAUUCGGUUAUCCCUCUUGGCUCUCGUUCAGGCCUCAUCGAAUGGGUUGAGGGAGCGACACCUAUCUUCCAAGUUUAUCGGAAGUGGCAACUUCGUCAGGUAACUGAAAAUAUCGCAAACCAGAAAACGAAUGAGGUCGAAAGACCGAGUGCAUUAUUUUUUAAGAAACUCAAGGCAGCUUUUCAAGCUAACAAAAUCCCAAAAGAAUCCAUCACUGAUCGCCAAAAAUGGCCUUAUCAUAUAUUAAAAGGUGUUGUUGAAGAUUUAAUCGAAGAAACUCCACGAGAUCUUCUUUCACGGGAGUUGUGGCUUCGAGCUGGUAGUUCAGAUACAUGGUUCCGAGUUACCGAAAGAUUUGCUCGUUCAACAGCAGUAAUGUCAGUACUGGGUAGCAUCCUAGGUCUGGGUGACCGCCAUCUAGAUAACGUUCUGGUUAAUUUUGAAUUUGGACAUGUGGUGCAUAUCGAUUAUAAUGUCUGCUUUGACAAAGGACGGAAUUUGCGCGUGCCAGAAAUGGUACCAUUCCGUUUGACUGGAAAUAUUAUUCGAGCCCUUGGUCCCACCGAUGUUGAAGGAACCUUUCGGCUUUCCUGUGAAAAUGUGUUAGGAAAACUCCGUGCUGGGAGGGAAAUAUUAUUGACGAUGCUGGAUGCAUUUGUUUAUGAUCCAUUAGUUGAUUGGGCCGCUGCACAAGAUGACCUUGGCUCCAAGUCAAUGAUUGGCAUUGCGACAAUUAUUGCCGUAUAUGGAGUAGUAGACAGUCAUUCUGAUGUUUUGCAUGCGAUGGCUUUAUCAUUGUUUGCUCUUCGUAUCAGAGAACUCUGUGCUGCAUGGCUUGAUAACAGAGAUCAUCUUAAAUAUAUGCUAGCGUCCAUUGUUAGCAUACUGGAAAAAUUGUACAAAAAUACUCAGAAGGAUGUGAAAAGUCGACUUCAGAAUUGGGAAGAAGAGGUAAAUAAACUGGAAAUGGAGAAACUGUCAGCUGAACGUGAUUUGAAAAAUGCGGUUACAGAACAUCAUUCUAUGAUGCACGAUAUACGCCCUCUGCUUCGUUUUUUCGCUCAUAAAAAUGAAUCGUUUGCUGUUUACUUGCAACGAUAUAAAGAAUUAUUCAGUGACCCGCUGAUUAAAGGACUUAAAUUAUUGGAUGAUCCACAGAGUAAGUUAUUGGAUAAUCCACGCAGUGGUUCUGUCGUAUGCAUCGAUCUUUUCCGGUCUGUUAUUGACAACAUCCCGAGCAUUUAUGACAAUUUGUUAUUGUUGGAAAAAAUGAAAGAAAAAGUGGAUUUGCAUUUCCGCAGCGGCAAGUCUUCACCGGUGGAACGUCGUGAGGGGCAGCAACAACAGAAUUUACACGGUAAGCAUGUUUCGAAGAGAGUACGGAUGAAGUUAGAAGGAAUGGUUGUAACUGGCACCAAUAAAAAUGAAAAUGCGAAAACUGAUGCAAACAUUGUAAGCGAACGGUUGACACCAUCCGAGCAGAUUGACUUGUUGAUUCAACAGGCGACAGAUAUAAGUAAUUUAGCACUGAUGUAUGAAGGGUGGACAGCGUGGGUGUAA